This is a messenger RNA of Didymella exigua CBS 183.55, 690 nucleotides long. RefSeq names its product histone-fold-containing protein. The record is from RefSeq and is a predicted model, not a curated record. NCBI's taxonomy places the organism in Eukaryota, Fungi, Ascomycota, Dothideomycetes, Pleosporales, Didymellaceae. Gene Ontology annotation, cellular component: nucleosome. Bases 58 to 474 code for a protein of 138 amino acids. Gene Ontology annotation, biological process: nucleosome assembly. Gene Ontology annotation, molecular function: structural constituent of chromatin; protein heterodimerization activity; DNA binding. The transcript is spliced from 3 exons.
AGCCCACCCAGCUUUAUCCACCACUUUUCCACCCACACAUUUACCAACACCGCCAGAAUGCCCCCCAAGGCCCAGAAGACUCCCACCACCGGCGGCAAGGCCCCGGCCGGCAAGGCUCCCGCUGAGAAGAAGGAGGCUGGCAAGAAGACGGCCGCUCCCUCCGGCGACAAGAAGAAGCGCACCAAGACCAGGAAGGAGACCUACUCGUCUUACAUCUACAAGGUCCUCAAGCAGGUCCACCCCGACACUGGUAUCUCCAACCGCGCCAUGUCGAUUCUGAACUCGUUUGUCAACGACAUUUUCGAGCGCGUCGCCACCGAGGCGUCCAAGCUCGCUGCCUACAACAAGAAGUCGACCAUUUCCUCGCGUGAGAUCCAGACCUCAGUACGACUGAUCCUCCCCGGUGAGCUGGCCAAGCACGCCGUCUCUGAGGGUACCAAGGCCGUCACCAAGUACUCAUCUUCCUCCAAAUAGAGUGCUUGAUUUGAUGUUUGCUUCUUUGGGUUUCUUUUGCUUGUCUUUUGACAAGGUGGUUACGGGGUGACGGUGUUCAUGGGUCAUUUUCUAAUGUGAUCAUGGGUCGGUUUGCGUGUCCAUGCGUCAUCGUGUCAUGAUGGGUUGACACGAUCCAUCUGGGGUCUGUACAUUAUACCAAACGCAGACGGGAACGAAUCAAUUUUUUAACAUUCA